This is a messenger RNA of Drosophila serrata, 1779 nucleotides long. Its product is annotated as membrane metallo-endopeptidase-like 1. Gene Ontology annotation, biological process: protein processing. Gene Ontology annotation, molecular function: metalloendopeptidase activity. Gene Ontology annotation, cellular component: plasma membrane. The record is from RefSeq and is a predicted model, not a curated record. Lineage: Eukaryota; Metazoa; Arthropoda; Insecta; Diptera; Drosophilidae.
AUGCUAAGCUUUGUAGAAGGAUCAAAAAUUCCAAGAGCUUCCAAUGACACCACCAUCAAUGAUUGGAUCCUUGACUUCGUAGAACGUCACAUGGACAAGGAUGCCAAUCCCUGUGAGGAGUUUUACCGCUACGCCACGGCAAUGGAGGAGAAGGUGUGGCGGUACUACGAAACCUGUCUCAUGGCAUCCGAGGCAACCCGCUCGCCGAAACAUUACCUGGAGCUGGUCUCCCCGGAUGUGAAUCUAACCUGGCCGCAGUUCGCCCACGAGAAGGAUAAGUGGCUCCAAGUGGACUUCAAUUGGUUGCGCACGCUGGCUCAUCUCCGACGCUAUGGAAUGGAGAAUUUCAUAAUCAGGAUGAACGUACAGCCUGACGCCAAGGACACCAACAAGUUCGUAGUGAACCUAUACAUGCCCGAUGCUGAAAAGUUCCAGGAGGCCGACAACAUCUCUGAUCUGCUGAUUAACAUCGGCGUGGACAGCAGCCAGAACAAGGAAUCAGUUAGCCUGGACGAGGAUGGUUUUACCAAUGAAUUUUACACUCUAGCCGAGCUCCAGAACCGGACGGAACUGCAGUUGCAAAAGUAUCUUAAGAUAGUCUUUGGCCGGUCCUUCAAUGGCUCCUUUAAGGUCGAGGUGCAAAAUAUUAAAUAUCUGGAGGGCCUUGAGGAGAUCCUUCAUAGCUACGACAAGGAUGUGGUGGUCAGCUACCUAAUGGUGAAGUUUGUAAACUUUAUAAUGGCUCUAGAUGGCAGUGGACCAGAUGGUGAUUCCGAAAAGUGUCUUGAUGCCGUGCGUUUCCAAAUGGAACAUGCUAGCGAUCUCCUCUAUGAAGACCAUUAUCUGGGAACUAAAAAGCUAGAGGAGUACACAGCGGAAGUCCAGAGGAUCUUUGAAGCCAUUAAACAAAGUUUCAAAAAUAGAAUAGAGAAGAACCACCUGAAUUUGAGCUCGGUGGAUGUCAGUGCCUUGAAGGAGAAACUGCUGGCCAUGACAUUAACCGUUGGCAUUUUACCCAGCAAAGCUAAUCAUCGCCGCUUUGUCACCGACUUCUAUCAGGGUCUGGAACUGGACUCGGAGCCGGACUUUGCCAAGGCUCAACUGGAGGUCUUAAAGCUAAGAACACUAAGAGUGCUGGAGCAACUGGAUGGAGCUUUUUCUAAAAACGAAGGCUUCUUUCUGCUCUAUGAUGAAAUCUCUAACAAUAAUCCCGUGCCUUGGUUCGAAGUCAGCGGAAAUACCAUCGUCCUGGUUUAUGAAAUGCUACGGGAGCCCGUGCUUGCCACUGAAGGCCAGCAUGACGUCUUCAAGAUGAGCCUACUGGGUUACCUGUUGACCCGCAAACUGAUGGAGAACUUUACACCAUAUUUUCUACCUUACGAUGGCAAUGGAAAUUAUGGCGAAGUGCUGCGUUCUUUCGAGGAUUACCCAAGCUAUAAGGAAGCCCUCGCCUGCUUGAAUUCCACUCAAACGAAUAAUCUAGCCAAGCGGGUGAUCGAUGUGGUCAGCCUGGGAAUUGCCUAUGAUGCUUACUUUGGAGAGGGUUCUCAGUUUGACCAAAAGCAGCCGGACUUUACUGAAGUGCCAUUGAAGCAGCUAUUCCUGCUCAGCAUAGCCCAGUGGUUUUUGGGUGACGCCAAGUAUUUGGAUUACGGAGCAGCGGACACGGAUGAGGUGCGUCUAGGCCAGGCAAUGAGAAAUCUUCCCAACUUUGGAGAGAUUUUUAACUGUCCAACAUCUGCGGUCCUAAAUUCAACAGACAACUGUCAAGUUUGGUAA